GUCUCAGCUGUAGGAAGAGCAAUGGAGGCUGCUUGACAAGGAAAGAACAGACUGGCUGCUUACACAGCACGGGGAGACAUUUCUGAGCACUCAGCUGGUCUGCACAAGGAUGAGGUAUGGCCCAAGCAGCUCUCUGCAAUAAUGUAUUGUGAUAAAAUACAGUACCCAGCUUGUGAACAGGCCUCUCCUAUAGAUUAGUAAAAGACGCUGAGGCAACAUAAACUGAAAGCUAUCUCUAAGAAAACCAUGGCAGAUGAAAGUGAAACAAAGCAGGAUGUUCAGGCGGAAUUGCUGAGUACUAAUAUUUCAGAGAAGAAAAGACCAGGGAAGUUUCAACCAUUUAGAAAGCUGUUUGGAAAGAAGAAAAAGAAAAGUUCUUCCCUGGCAUUUAAGGAAGGCAAACUAAUAUCAAGUCAGUCUUUUGGGAAUGUCUGCAAUAAUACAGCUUUCUCAUCUGAUGAAGAACACUAUGAUGAUCUAAGGUCCCUUAAUAAUACUAUGGGAACUAGGGCAUUUUCCCAUGACAGUAUCUUUAUACCAGAUGGGCAAAAUGAAGAUGAGCAGGACAUUCAGGCCAUAUCACAAGACAAUACAGGGGUCAAAGUGAAAACCCUCCAGCAACAGUUAGCCAAAAAUAUCCAUUUUGGGCAACCACCAGUAACCAGUCCUGGAAAGAGAAUGCAGCAUCUGGGUGCAAGCACUGAAGAAAUGGAUGUCUCACCUGGCAGCCCAAUUGAAAUUUUAAGCGACUAUGAAACAGAAUUGUUAGAAGAGGUAGAUAUGUCCACAGGUGAAUCAAGUUCUAUUAGUCCAUGGAAUGUUUCUGGAAAUAAACAUAAUGCAGAGGAGAAGGUACCUCCAGUGAAACCCUCACGGCAAAAAAGGCCCUUGGCAGCUUCUGGCACAAUUGAGUCUAUAAAUCUGGAUGCUGUCCCUCGGUCUAUUGCUCGUCUAGAUAAUAGUGCUGCUAAACAUAAACUUUCUGUCAAGCCAAAAAACCAGAGGGUGUCAAAGAAGCAUAAAGAAUUGUCCAUGGAUAACCAGAGUAUAGAAGACACUGUGUAUGAACAUGAAGACAUUUACAGUAUGAAACAAUCUCCAGAAAAAUUAAUUCAACAUUUGACAGAAAAGUCCCUGCAACAUGUGAAUACACAUGAUCACAUAGAAUGGAGAAGGUGUAAAAACCAAGAUGGAGAAAUUCUAAAUAAAUUACAAGCACAAAAGUGUGAAGAGGAAAAAGAAAGAAAGAGACAAGAACCCCUAAAAGCUCUUGAAGAGCAAAAACAAAUUCAGUUAAAAGAGCAGAAACAGCAUGAAGAAAAAAGCAAACAAAGAGCUGAGCAAAUUUGUCAAGAACUAGAAGAGCACCAAAGAAAGGAGGAAAAAGGGCAAAGGGAACAUGAAGAGCAGACAUCACACCAAAAAGCAGAUAAGCAGCAUCAAGAGGAAGAGAGACAAAGACACAAGGAGGAAAAGAGAAUCGAGGAGCAAAAGAGAAUCGAAGAUCAGAGGAGAAUUGAGGAGCAAAGGAGAAUUGAAGAGCAAAAUAAUAUUGAGGAGCAAAGGAAAAUAGAACAAAAGAGAAUUGAGGAGCAAAGGAAAACUGAGGAACAAAAGAGAAUUGAGGAGCAAAAGCAAAUUGAGGAACAAAAGAGAAUUGAGGAGCAAAAUAAAAUUGAGGAGCAAAGGAAAAUUGAGGAGCAAAGGAGAAUUGAGGAGCAAAAAAUAAUUGAGGAGCAAAAAAGAAUAGAACAAACACGAAUCGAGGAGCAAAAGAGGAUUGAGGAACAACAAAGAAAGGAGGAACAAAAGAGAAAAGAAGAACUAAAACAUGAAAGCAUAGAAAUGCUGAAACAAUCUGAGAAAGAGAAUGAGAAAAAGUCAGAGGAUCUAAAAGAUUCUAAAAUUAGUUUAAUGGGAAAAGAACUAACUGUAAAACAGAAAACAACAGAAGAAAUAAAUCAAGGUGAAGAUCUUAAGCACAGACAGCAAAAGCAAAUUGAAGAUCAACAGAAGGAAAGAAAUGAAGAGCUACGAUGGCAGGAACUUGAUCAAAGGCAAUCAAUGCACAGACCAUUCACAUUUAAAGUGACAUCUGGUGAAAAGCAAAUUAUAUUUCAAAAAGUUAAUUUAAGCCCAGUGACUCCAUUAAAAGAAUCAUCUGCUUCACCUGAUACCCACGGCCCUAAAGAAAAUAAGCUGCCUACAAGCCCACAUUCAUUCUCAUCAUCUCAGUGUGUUCCCCACACAGCCAUCUUGGUCACAGGUGCACAACUUUGUGGAACAGCAGUAAACCUUAAUCAGAUCAAGGAUACAGCUUGUAAAUCCUUGCUAGGUCUCACUGAAGAAAGAAAACAUAUCGAUAAUGAGGCAAUUCUAAAUGCAAAAGAGAAGCAAGAUGCUAUACAAGUUAGCAAGACAAAGUAUUCAUCUGAAUCUCUUGAAAACCAGUCUAUUCUAGCUGAGUGGGCAUCUAUACGAUCAAGAAUCCUUAAUAAAGCUGAAAAUGUUAUCUUGCAAGAGAAAGAGCUAAACUCUCAAAUAGACAGUGAUGAACUGGCUGCCAAAGGAAAAGGUGAUUCCCAUAGCAACUUAAGGAAAACAAUGUCAGCUAGUGCUAAAUUCUCCAUAACACCUGCAUGGCAGAAAUUUGCAGAAACAGUAAAGCCCAGUGAAGAAGUGAUAAAACAAUCAGGCAGGGAAAGUAUUUUAACAAAGCCAGAAUUAUCUGACAACGAAGCUCAGUACAAGCCUCAAGAGAUCACAGUAAAUGUGCAAGACACAUCUACAAAUAAAAGGAAAAAGCAAAUACCUCCUGAAGACACCACAGAAGGUUUUAUAUUUUCAAAAGAUCUUCCAUCCUUUCUUGUUCCUAACCCUCCUCAGUCUCCUCGCAAAGUGCAAGUAGAAGUCCAAACUUCUUUUGAAACACAAACAGGCAAUGCCUUGAGAAAAAAUGAGAAAUUUUUACAAAAUUCAGAGGAAAAAACAGCUCCAUUUGGGAUAAAAUUAAGGAGGACAAAUUACUCGUUAAGGUUUCAUUCUGAUGCACAAAAUGAUCAGAAAAGAAAAAAGCGUUACAGCGCGGGUGAUAGCUUUGAUGGAGUCCCUACUUCUUUCAUUGCCACUGAUGAAUCAGAACUAAGACUUGGUCCUGGGAAAGAAAUUGAAGCAUCUCCUACAAAGGUAAACAGGGACACAAGUGUGAAAGUUCAGACAAAUAACUCAAACAAUCCAUCUGAUACUCUUCAUUUCACAGCCAGCCCAUUGGUUCCAGUCUCCAAUGCAUUAUCUUCACCUAACAAAGACAAAGUGGUCCCAAAAUCACCUAUUAUUCAAAAGCCAUCCCUGGCUCCAAAACCGUCCAGUCCUACUCCACCAUCUUCCCCCCUUUCUAAGCUUAAAAUAAUAAAAUUGACUGACUUGUCAGAGCAAAGUCUGUCAAAAAGAGAAGAGGAUAAAGAAACGCUGAUAGAGGACAGCAGAGUAAAUCUAUUACUUUCUUCUCCAAAUAAAAAUAAAAAUGAAGAGCAUGAAACAAAAGAGAAAAAAUGCUUGUUCCCAUCUAUCACAAUUCCAUGGAGAGAGAAGCCAGACAAAACACAAGAUCAAGCUGGCAGAGAAAGGCCAAUUCUUCAAAGCCGGCAUUCAUUAGAUGGCACCAAGCUGAUGGAAAAAGUUGAGACUGCUCAACCUCCCUGGAUAACAUUAGCGCUAAAAAAACAAAAAGGUUUUCGGGAGCAGCAAGCAUCGCGGGAAGAAAGAAGACAAGCAAGGGAAGCUAAACAGGCAGACAGAUUAGCAAAGGAAAAUGCUGGGGAUGUCAUUCAGCCUGUAGAGUACAGAAGCAGAUCUGGGUCACUUCAGAAACCAGCUACUCAAGAAGAGAAAAAAUGUGAAUCAGUCGUCCCCCGGCUGCAACGCAGAGAGCAGCUGCAAAAGUCAAACACCCUUCCAACAUCUGUGACAGUGGAGAUCACUGAUACAGUUCCAGUUCCUCCCCUAUCAAAGGACAUUCCUAAGAGAUUCUCCACUCCAGAUGCUACUCCCGUUUCAUCAGAGCCAGCCUGGCUAGCUUUGGCCAAAAGGAAAGCAAAAGCUUGGAGUGAUUGCCCACAAAUUAUUAAGUAAACAUUGUAUCUUAAGACGCUAGAUAUGAUUAGGUGUUCUCUACCUGUGUUUGUGUUCCACUGUAUGGUUGUUACAAUAGACAUACACAGUAAACGUUGUAUUCAGGGGUUAUCCAACAAAAGGAUACAAGCCGAUAUUAAAACAAAUGUGUUGUGUUGUUUACAUUUGCUUCCUUUUACUGGGACAAUGUAACGGUGAACAAUAUAUAAGUUCUACACAGCUUCUAUGUUUAAGAACUUUUAAACUCUGCUCUUAUUCAGGACUCUUCUUUACAGAACAAUGUAUGUAUCAAUUGGAAUAUUGUUGACCCCUCAGAAAUGCCAGUUACACCAUCUUAAGGAAACCACAAAAAUGACAAAUCUCUCCAGCAAAACAGAUUUUAAUUACAAGUUCUUUACAUUUGUGUAUAUUAUUGUGAAAAUGUUUUAUACAGAAAAGAAAUGCAUAAAUGAUAUUUCAUGUUUAAAAAUGAUGCCUCAACCAAAUGAUGUCUUCUCUGGACUUUUAUGGCCAAUACAAAGUUGGACUUUCUUUUCCAGGUCUCAUAAUCAUGUGCUCUGUUCUACUGUAUCAUGUGCCUGUAAUGUAUGGAGUAAAGGGACAGUCUACUCCAAAAUGGUUAAUGUUUAAAAAAAGAUAGAUAAUCCCUUUAUUACCCAUUCCCCAGUUUUGCAUAACCAACAUAGUUAUAUUAAUUGUAAUUACCUUGUAUCUAAGCCUCUGCAAACUGCCCCCUUAUUUCAGUUCUUUUGUCAGAAUGGCAUAUUAGCCAAAAAGUGGUGACAAUGUUAUCUAUAUGGCACACAUGAACUAGUGAUGUCAAGCUGUAAAAAUUAGCAAUAAGCCUACCUAGGUUUAGCUUUCAAAAAAGAAUACCAAGCAAACAAAGCAAAUUUGAUGAUAAAAGUAAAUUCGGAAAUUUGUUUAGAAUGGCAUGCCCUAUCUGAAUCAUGAAAGUUUAAUUUUGACUAGACUUUCCCUAAUGGUUGUAUAGCUAAAGGGCCUGCUAAGAACUCAGAGAUAGCAAAUUGGGCAUCAUCUGUUGUUUUCAGUAUAAUGCACAUCAAGUUGAAGUAUUGUCUUAUUAAUCUAUACAGCACAAUAUAAAAUAAGUGGUAUUUGAUUGGUUCACAUUUACAAAGAAACAUCAUGUUGCUGAUAUAUGAGCAUAAUAUCAAGAAUGUCAUCAUUUUCUCUCUUUCUCAUUCUCUUUAUUCCGUAAAACCAUAUCCCAUGAACAUUUGUCUUAAACUCAUAGAUAGCACUUCAUUCUCCUAGUCUUACAUAAGCAUAUACUUAAAGUUUGAAUAGCAACAUAAAUUCACUGAUCAUUGACUACAGUAGCCUACCUUAACAAAUUCUAAUGUUUCACUGACGUUGGUAGGAUUACAUCAUUUGGUCUAAUGCUUUUAAAAUCAUUCAGUAGGGUGAUGCACAUUUAUUACUACUAGUUGAGGUAGACACUCUUAGUUGUUUACACGAAGGGCCAGUUACCACAGUUCUUUACUGACCAAUACUGCAUAAUCUAAGCAAUCACGCAUAUUCAGCAACCAGCUUUUAUUUUUAGAAACCAGCGAGAGAUGUCAUUUGACAACUACUGCCAGGUGGAUAGAAACAACUAUGACUCUUAAUAACUACACAACAGGUACCAGCAUGUUGUAAUGAGGUCUAUACAACUUUUUGCCAAUGCCCACUAUUUAUAGAGCCAUUUCUUCCCAUGUUGUUUAUUUUACUAUGUAACUAUCUGUUGCUAACAUGUAAUUUACAUACAGUAUAUCUAGAAAAUGGAUACUCAGUACAACUGCAACAACUUGGUUGAAAUCCCACUCUAGAGCCACAAAUUAGCACAUGCACAACUUGUAAUAACAAAACAUUGUAUAGCUGUUUAUGGGACACGUGCUGUGUUAGAUAAUCAGUGUUAAUUGUUUGAUAGUUGUUUGAAGGACAUUUUACAUUUAGUUUAUUCUUAGAAUGAUGUAUAAAAUAUCACAAAUGUGCACACUGUAAACACUUUACUAGUUACUAGUUGUCAUCUUCAUGCAAUUAAACAUUAUGCUCCACUUGUGCCUGUCUGAAACUUAGGAAUGGAUUAUUAAUAUAUAUAUAAUGAGUCAAAAUAUAUAUCCAAACAUUUCUCAUUUUAAUUCAAAAUAGAUUUAUUAAAACAAAAUAUAUUCAUUUGUUACUGUUCAAACUUGUCAUGGAUUAUUUAUUUGCCAUGUUUUAAUUACAUGUCAUGGCUAGAACAAAUUGACAUGUGUUUACAAACCAACCUUUUUUCUCUCUUUUUUAAAUUGUGUACUUGUUAAUAAUACACCAUUAACAAAAUGUAUGUUUAAGUACAAUCAUCA
Bombina bombina (fire-bellied toad) is the source of this 6482-nucleotide messenger RNA. RefSeq names its product capping protein inhibiting regulator of actin dynamics (gene CRACD). The record is from RefSeq and is a predicted model, not a curated record. The coding region runs from base 247 to 4131 and encodes 1294 amino acids. The transcript has 12 exons. Gene Ontology annotation, biological process: negative regulation of barbed-end actin filament capping; maintenance of gastrointestinal epithelium. NCBI's taxonomy places the organism in Eukaryota, Metazoa, Chordata, Amphibia, Anura, Bombinatoridae.